Molecule: messenger RNA, 1203 nt
Organism: Bolinopsis microptera
Lineage: Eukaryota; Metazoa; Ctenophora; Tentaculata; Lobata; Bolinopsidae
Product: dynein axonemal heavy chain 7-like
Exons: 10
Coding region: 1-1203 (400 amino acids)
Biological process (GO): cilium movement involved in cell motility
Cellular component (GO): inner dynein arm; 9+2 motile cilium
Molecular function (GO): minus-end-directed microtubule motor activity; ATP binding; dynein light intermediate chain binding
Source: RefSeq, a predicted model, not a curated record
AUGGUGGUUAUUGAGCACAGCUCACAGAGUCCUGUUACCUGGGUCCAGAACUCCUACGAGACUCUAGUGAGAACACUGAGGGAGCUGAACACGAGGUGUCCCCUGUCUAACAGGAAGAGUGCUGCUCUGCAGAGCCUGCUCUUACAGUUCCUCGCUCAGAGGGACAGACUUAAUGCUCUACGAACAGUUGAAGUACUCUCCCCGACCUCGUUUGCUGUGUUGGCAGUCCCCAAGUUCACUAUCUCCCCUCAGCUGGGUAGGUUCGACUGGCUGAGUUCCAUGUUACCUGCCAAUAUCAACAAGUCCUCUCCACGCAUCGAUAUCACAGUGAGCCAACUAACCGCUGAAAUGACUUACGACUACGAGUACCUUGGCAGAUACAGCCGCCUGGUGAUAACACCUAUCACCGAGAGAGUACAGUUCAGUUUGGUAGCUGCUGUCACCCUCAGGCAAACUCUAGCUAUCACAGGCCCUUCUAAUUCUGGAAAGUUCGAAACUGUCAAGGACUAUGCUAAUAUGUUAGGUAGAUACUGCGUGGAAUACUCGGACACCUUGCAACCUCUCCUACUCUCACACCUUUUAGCUGGACUCAUCCAGACUGGCUGCUGGAUGGUAGUGAGGAUGUUUGAGAGAUCUGAUCUGCUUUCAGAGUUGGGACAGGUACUUCAAGGCAUUCACCGCGGGUUCGCUUCGUUGGCGGAUGCUAGACUAUUUAACGAGCAGAAGUGCCCCGUUAUACCCUCUUUCCAUCACGAGGAGAGACCUGCAUCACAUGAACCCUCCAGUAAAAUUAACAGGGAAUUCCAGACCCCGUCGCCACUACGACCUGACACAGUGUCCGCUCAACUAAACCUCAGCUCGGAGCACAGCCCCCCGGUUCCCAACUAUUUGGGGAACAUCAUGGUCGGGGACACUCUUGUUCCGGCUAGCGGCUCCUUCCAGUGUAUUCUUACUCUGCCACGCAGUCAGCCUCUUCCUCUUAAUCUCAAGGACUGUUGCCGGGGUAUGAGUAUGAUGUUGCCAGAUCUAGAUACUAUUAUCCUCGCCAAGUUGAUCUCAGCAGGAUACAAGUUCUACGAUCAUCUAUCAAUAAAGCUCAGCUGUUUUAUCACAUACCUUGAUCCAAUGGUGGUCAAUUUGGAACUGUAUACCCUGCCAAUUGUGAAGAGUAUUCCCCCAAAACCCACUUGUUUCAAUCUUUAA